AUGUGUAAAGGAGAAAGUUCUUUAGACUUGAACAGUGAAGUUGACUUGUCUCAUUUUGCACUUCUUCGAUCAGUUGGAAAAGGGGCUUUUGGAAAAGUACGUGUGGUUCAACAUAAAGGUACUAAACAACUUUUUGCAUUGAAAUAUAUCAACAAAGCUCGUUGUAUACAAAUGCGUGCAGUUGAAAAUAUUAUUUCUGAACGACGACUUUUGGAACGUAUUGACUGUGGUCUUAUUGUCAACUUACGGUAUGCAUUUCAAGACGAUGAAAAUUUAUUUAUGGUGUUGGAUCUUAUGCUUGGUGGUGAUUUACGUUUUCAUCUAGAUCGUCUUGGUGUUAUGCCUGAAGCUUAUGUACAAUUUUAUGCUGCUGAAGUAGCUUGGAGUUUACGAUACCUUCAUAAAAAGAAUAUUAUACAUAGGGAUUUGAAACCAGAUAAUAUACUUCUUAGUGAACAAGGUCAUGCACAUUUAACGGAUUUCAAUAUUGCUGUUCAAUUCUCGGAAUCAAAACCUUUGACUUCUGUGGCUGGAUCUAUGGCUUAUAUGGCUCCUGAAGUCUUAAUGAAAAGAGGUUAUCUUGCAUCUGUAGAUUGGUGGUCUCUUGGUGUAGUUUGUUAUGAACUUUUGAUUGGAAAGCGUCCUUUUCGUGGAAAAACAAAUGAGGCAUUACAACAGGCAAUCUUACAUGAUAAUAUUACAUUCCCUGAAUCAAGUCAUAUCUCUCAAGAAGCUAGAGAUUUUAUUACUGGUUUAUUGACUCGUGAUAUCAACAGACGUUUAGGAGUAGGUGAAAAAGGUUUUAGACGAUUAAUGGCUCACCCUUGGUUACAACAUAUUCAAUGGGAUCUUUUGGAAUCAGAACAAGCUGUCCCUCCUUUUAUACCAGAUAGCAAACGUGCAAAUUUUGAUCCUACUCAUGAACUAGAAGAAAUUUUAUUAGAAGAUAAUCCACUAAAAGUCAGAAAACGAAAUCAACCCAAACGUAGUGCUACAUCCAAUGCCAAUACCUCAUUUAGAAGUCAUGGUAGUGAAGUUAUUUUACCAGAAACAAGCCCUGAAAGACAAAUGAUGGAGGAUAAAUUUGUGACCUUUGAUUACACCAAACCAGAGGAAAACGAACGACGUAGAACCGAAAUGGAACAACAACGAUGGGCUCAAAAAAUGGCGAAAACAAAUGGAAUAGAAAAACCAGGUAUAUCACCACCAACAAGAGGAAGUUCUCGAAAAGUAAUUACCGGCACAUACAAUACCAGCGUUGCAGAUUAUAUUCAACAACAACCUGGAACACCCUUAUCAGCAAGUGAUAUAUUGAAAUUGGAAGAAUUAGAACGAAUGAAACGAACACAACAAUCAGCCCUUCAUCUUUCAGCUCAACAAACCCAACAUCAUCAACGACAGGGUACUAGAGAAAAGAGUCGUACUAAUGAAUGGCAUCCUCCUUCUGGCAUCAUGGUUUCCAACACAUCACUACUUGAUCCUGAUCCAUUAAAUGCAGUACAAGCAAGAGACAAUUAUAUUUUACAAGCUGGUGGCGUUCCUCCACCAAUCAAUCCUCCUCCACCAGUCAUGAUGUCUUCUUCUUCCUCGGAUAGAAUCAACAAUAAAAAUGUCAAUGUAUAUCAACAACAGCAUCAACAACAACAACAACAUCAUAAUCAUCAACAAUAUCAGCAACAUCAAAAACAACAACAACAUCAUCAGUUACAGCAAUUACAACAACUUCGACGUAGGUCAUCAUCAGAUUCUAGUUAUUUACCAGCAUCUCCAGAAAAUUUACACCGUCCUCUAAUGGCAGCAUCAACAUCAUCCAUUGUUACCAGCUUGACGACUAAUACCACAAAUCAGUCACAACAACAACGCAAUAGAAAUGAAUCACCGGUACCUCCGCAAAAAUGGAUGUUUGACUCAAAUACGUUACCCCCUAUUCCACCUUCUGCAACAACUCCAUCAUCUUCAGUUAUGACUACUCCUCUUCCACCUCCAAACAUCCCUCCUCCACCGAUUCCCUCUGAUAUUUCUCCAUUACCAUUUGCACCUCACUGAUCGUAAAAUAUAUAUAUAUAUAUAUAUAUAUAUAUAUAUAU
Messenger RNA from Halteromyces radiatus, 2087 nucleotides. RefSeq names its product kinase-like domain-containing protein. The transcript has 6 exons. Gene Ontology annotation, biological process: intracellular signal transduction; peptidyl-serine phosphorylation. The coding region runs from base 1 to 2046 and encodes 681 amino acids. The record is from RefSeq and is a predicted model, not a curated record. Gene Ontology annotation, molecular function: protein serine/threonine kinase activity; ATP binding. NCBI's taxonomy places the organism in Eukaryota, Fungi, Mucoromycota, Mucoromycetes, Mucorales, Cunninghamellaceae.